Molecule: messenger RNA, 417 nt
Organism: Sycon ciliatum
Lineage: Eukaryota; Metazoa; Porifera; Calcarea; Leucosolenida; Sycettidae
Exons: 1
Coding region: 1-417 (138 amino acids)
Biological process (GO): vesicle-mediated transport; Golgi ribbon formation
Cellular component (GO): membrane
Source: RefSeq, a predicted model, not a curated record
AUGCCUCCGAAGUUCAAGCGUCACAUGGAUCACGAGCAGAGGGUUCACUUGAUGGGAGACACGAACGAUAGUGAUGGCGAUGACGUUGUGUAUCAUCAGCGUGAUGCAAAAGGCUCUACUAAAUCCGGGGACAAGCUAACCAGAGUGCAGGAUCAGGUGGCUGAUGUGGUGGGUGUCAUGCAAGCUAAUAUUGGCAAAGUGCUGGACAGAGGAGAUCGACUGGAGGAUUUGCAGGACAAAACUGACGACUUGGCUGCUGGGGCGCUCACAUUUCACAAGAGUGCCAGCAAGCUGCAACAGAAAAUGUGGUGGAGAAACAUGAAGAUGAGAUUGUGCUUUGUUCUCAUCAUCCUCAUUAUCAUAGCAUUCAUUGCAAUACCCAUCAUAGUUACACAAAAGAAGUCAAGUAAGCCAUGA